Messenger RNA from Gamsiella multidivaricata, 3750 nucleotides. RefSeq names its product anaphase-promoting complex, cyclosome, subunit 4-domain-containing protein. NCBI's taxonomy places the organism in Eukaryota, Fungi, Mortierellomycota, Mortierellomycetes, Mortierellales, Mortierellaceae. Gene Ontology annotation, molecular function: protein binding. The record is from RefSeq and is a predicted model, not a curated record. The transcript has 9 exons. Gene Ontology annotation, biological process: positive regulation of mitotic metaphase/anaphase transition; protein K11-linked ubiquitination; anaphase-promoting complex-dependent catabolic process. Bases 38 to 3613 code for a protein of 1191 amino acids. Gene Ontology annotation, cellular component: anaphase-promoting complex; nuclear periphery.
GGCGUUGACUCGAGCCCAAAAACCGGUCGCGUUGAACAUGGAGCAUGUCCAUACUCUCCAGACAUCCCGCUCGAUGGCAAUGACACCACCUGAUCCAUCCCAGGCACACCUCGAAUCAACUCCUGUGGCGGCUUCUGAUCUCACAUUCGAAUUCUACACCGAGAAACAGUUCCUUACAAGUCAUCGCCUAGAAGCUUGGUGUCCUACAGCAGAUCUUCUCGCCCUCGUCAGCCUUCAGAACGACCUUGAGCUCUACAGACUUUCGUGGCAACGGCAUUGGUCCAUACCUAUCAGAGCGGAUGCAUUUGAUCCAAUUGCUAGUGCCAUAAGCAGACCUGGUCAUGGCGCAGGAGCAAUUGGUGCGUCUGCAGGAUUUUCUCAGAUGCAUCGCACAGGCGUAGGAAUACCCACAAACACAGGAGGGUCCUCAAGAGUGGAUGCACUAUCAUUAGCCUGGCGCCCUGAUGGCAAGAUGAUCGCUGUAGGCCUGAGUAAUGGGCAGGUCAACGUAUAUGACUACAGGGAUGGAUCGGUCGUUUAUGUUAUGGCGAACCCGUAUCCCUCUCGCUCAGUAUCAGAUGCUGGUUCAGGAAUGACCGGCAUGCAUUGUCUCAAGUGGGCGGACAUCUAUCUGGGACAGUCAACCUCUGUCUCCUUGUUUGAUUCACACCGAUCUCCAAAAUCGAUUCUUGAGACAUUACCGCUCCUCUCUCAGUUACCCUUGUCCAGCAUGCAGCAGCAAAUGAUGUUGGCCCGAUCUAUGUUCAACAAAAGCACAGCCCAAGGUGGAACAGGGCCAGGAGGCUUCAAAAGCGCGCCCAUACAGGAAGCGGACAUUGAUGGCAUUGCCGAAGAAAGUAGCGAUGUCAUGAACGUACUUUUCGCCGGCGACAAUCAGAGCUGCUUCAAAUUGAGGAUGUUUGGCGAAUUUGAAACGGGUUCGAUAUCACUGCUUGACCUGAUGGGCGUCUACGGAAAUAAGAACUUCAAGUUACUAGAUAUACUGAAGGCAGACAUACAGGCAGACCUCUCAGAACUCGUCAUUAUUGCUGCAGGGUCACGGCUCCAGGACCGGACGUCAUCCACUGAGGACAUUCGGAAGGGGGACAGGUGCCUCCUGCAGAUUACCGUCUCUUCUGAACUGCUGCACAGGCACUCUCUCGAGACUCGCACCUUGGGCCUCAAGCAACGACCAGUCAACUUUUUGCUGAGAUAUCUCUCGGACGGUUUUCAGGUCAUGCGAGCUGAGUACAGAAAGAUUACCCAGAUGGCUGAGGAUUGCAUUGAGAGCGUCCAGCGGGCUUUGACGGAUAAUGGGGAGAUGACAGCUCCAACGUACGAAUUCAUUCAGCUGCUGAUGACAGGACGGCCGAGCCCCAGCAUGGAUCAUUACUUGCAGCAGGAGCUCCGUCGUCAUGGGUUGAGACGAUGGGACAAGUCAGUCAAGGCUGCUUACUCAAAUAUGCAAAAGGUCGCUUUUGAGUGUCUUUUACCAGCCUGCGAACGACUCUUGAUUCAUCUGUCAGAUAUUCUUGGAUGCAGCCGAUGGACUGAUCGCUACAGGCCCUUGCAGCUAGAGGAGGGUCCGGUUUAUAACUGUAUCAAGAUCGUUGGAGAUUUUGUGGGCUUACUUGAGCGUCUAUUUAUCGUGCUCAAAAUGGAAAUGAAGCAGUUUAGCGAGUUUGAAAACUGGUUGGAGCAAGCGUUAGAGGUCCUGCAACCGACGAUUCGCGGCGUAGACGACCACGGAGAGGAUGAAGCGAAGAAGUUUCCCCCGAUCGACAUUUUGAGCGUGUCAGAGUACCUCAAGUCGGGCCUGGCCAAUAAGGAGCUCGAGAAGUUUUUCCAGGAAUUAGAUGAAAUGACUGCGCCCACCGAGGAUAUUGACAGCGCGAAUCCAGAGGCAUCGAAAUCGUAUUCGUCAAAAACGGAAACCAAUGAGAGCGUGGAUGCAGCUUUAGGAUACAAAUCGAAGCCCUCGUAUCCCAUCGUGUACUCAUUCUCGGAAAAGCUGCUUGAUAUUGUGCGUGUUCGAGAAACUGUGGAGACUGCAGUCCCGGACGCGCUUCAAGCAUCAAGUUCCAGUCAGAAGAAGUCAGGCAACCCAUUUUCUGGGGCGGCUGUUACCGCUGCAUUAGCCGGCCGUGGAUUUGGGCCUCUGACGUCUAAAAAUCCAGGAUCAUCAUCUUUGUUCGCGAAAUCCAACUCGAAGAAUGAGACCAUGCAGCCUGCUGACUCCUCUGGCGGCAGUACAACAAAGGCGCCGUUUACACUGGAAAAGCACCUCAAGCUAAUGAUGAGACAUUGCCAGUCGAUAUUCGAGGGACCUUCAGAAGCUGUGGCAAAGAGCUUCAAAAUCGUGCACACAUUGGAACUACCCUCGCCUUCCCUAUCAAAAAUAUACUCCGUCAGCACGGAUGCCGUCGACACUACUGCGGAUGCAGACGUACAUAGUGAUACCUGGGAGCACCUCAAGUUAGCAACGCGCUACUGUUAUGAUGGCGUUCGUCCGUGGCAUUAUCUUGCUUUAUACCUCGCACCAUCCAACACAGUGACCGAACCGUAUCUUUUCAUUCUCCGGGCGCGCCACAAGACACACCGUCGCCUGUCAAGGCCUGCGCAGGCAAUGUCACAAGCCGAUGUCAGGAUAAGACUGGGCCAAAAACGAAGGGCAUCUAGCGCAGAGCCAUCAACUCUUACUCUAUCCUCUAGGUUCCGGACAAAAUCUCCUCAGCGCUCUGCAAGAGAAACACCUCCGCUAGAGACCCUAACGCUUAACUCGCCGCUCCACGAGCCUGUUGCUAAAGCGGGAGGCACUGAUGUCGACGUAACAGGAAAUGGAGCAGCGGCAGCAGUGUCGCCGCAUGGACAUGGGGAUUAUGACUUUGAAGGCCUAUUGUUUUCGGUGCGAGAACAUGGUUCAGCCGAUACAGACGGGAACAAUCUGGCGGCUUCGGAUGUUGUAAUGGCACACGUUAGUAAAGGCGAGCCUUCAUCAGGACGUCCGGUCUCUUCUUGUAUGAUCCAAGAUGUUACCUUUUUGGACGACGAUACUCUGGGCGUGAUUUACAGCUCGUCCAGCAGUAGUCGUGGACAUGAUACCGCUGAUAUCCCCAUCAGUUCUGGCCCCACCUUUCAGGAACAAUUUCUGAUCUCAGUGCCAAUGUGGAGCCCGGGUCGACCUUAUCAGCCUUUGCAACCUCGGGCAAAUAGUUCUUCCUCCUCGAUAAUGGACACCAUCGGCUCGCUUCUUAUAUCAAGGCAAUCGGAAACUAUCAAUGCAGAUCAGUCACUCGCCGUUUAUACGCUUCCUGUUAGUCGGUCGAGACGAAUCAGCUCGUUUGUCAACGACCCAUCCCUUUCUUCUCACAUGGAGCCAGAGAGUCGAAGAUGCAGCGGUAGUGAUGUAGUACGCCCAGGAAGAGAUGAAAGACUGAAAGGCCCCUGCCGAAUAGCGAGCAACGAACGUGACAAGAAACGGCUGAUUAGCGUCCAUGCUCCAUCACCUCCGUCUUCAACGGCGUCCACAUCCACGUCCCCGCUGACGACUCGAGAGACAGGGAUUGACUUGACUUGGCAAGGCACAAGCAAGGUUACAGUUUUUGAGCUGUGAAUGUCCUGCUUCCUCUUAUAGCGCCACGGCAAUAAACUACAUGUCCUCAAAUGUGUACGAGCGCGAAAGCGAAUGUUCCUGCAGAUCGAAAACUGAGAGGAGGGAAUAAACGAGCUUUUGCCACCAAAAUGUUUAGC